CUUCUAAUGCGCGGCUUGCAGGCGAUGCUCUGGAUACAGCCCAUGGUGCUGACAAGUAGCAGUGUAAGGAGAACCAGAGAUGGAGGGAGGAGAUGAUACCUGACCAGUAUGCACAUCAGUCCCUCUCGGAUUCCAGCGAGCUUGUAAAUCAAGAUUAAUAUUUUAAUUGCCCAUCACUGAUGCAGUCAAAUAGCUUCAGAAAACGAAAUAGAUUAAUCAUUUUGAAUAUAAACACUGAGCCAACAUUCGAAAUCAAAUCAAUACAGCAGUUGUUUUCAAGCACUUUUCCACGCCGGGAAACUGGCACGUUAAGGACAUGGAAGGAGAAGAACGAAGAGUUGGGGGAAGGUACACUGAGCAUCUCCCCACCGCCUUCCCCCGAUAUGACUGUUGAGUGCCGCACUGCCCUUGGUGCUUAUCCCCAGAAACUGCAAUUGGGCCUCCCUCGGGCUGCUGCUUCCUCGCUUCGAGGCCGUCGCCCCCUUUCUUUUCGAGUCCACGCGUCCGGCUGCAGGUCGGUGCCCUUUGAUCCUGCUCUUUCGGCUCAGCGUUGUCAUGUCAGUGGCGACGGGACAGCAGGUGCCGAGCGUUGUCUACAGGGCUGCAACCGCCGCAUUGAUCAUGAAGCCGCAGGUUGUGUUCGUGCUGGGCGGGCCUGGCGCGGGGAAAGGAACCCAGUGCGUCAGAAUCGUGGAGAACUACAGUUACACUCAUCUGUCUGCCGGAGACCUGCUGAGGGCUGAACAGAGCCGAGAGGGGUCCGAGUUCGGACAGCUCAUCGAUAACUACAUCAAGGAUGGCAAGAUCGUCCCUGUCGAGAUCACUAUUAACUUACUCAGGAAGGCCAUGGAGGAGACCAUGCAGAUAGACGAGAAGAAGUUCCGCUUCCUCAUCGACGGCUUCCCCCGAAACGAAGACAACCUCCAGGGGUGGACCGCUGUCAUGGACGGGAAGGCUGACAUCAAAUGUGUGCUUUUCUUCGACUGUAGCAAUGAGGUCUGUAUCAACCGAUGUCUAGAAAGAGGGAAGAGCAGUGGCCGGACCGAUGACAACAGAGCGAGCCUGGAGAAAAGGAUCCAGACCUACCUGCAGUCGACACGGCCAAUCAUCUCACUGUAUGAGAAACAGGGCAAGGUGCGCACCGUGGAUGCCUCGUGCGGUGUGGACGAGGUGUUUGCCAAUGUCAAAACCAUCCUGGACAAAGAGGGUUGAAAUUCCACACACUGCCAACAACUACAAUUCACAGCUACUUUUAGUUGUUAUUUUUAUCAACGGCAGCAACAAUAUUCUCCUGUUUAUUUCCAUUCAUGACUUUUUACCUUUAUUAUUGUUUUAAGGGGGCAGGGGGUCUUUAUUUUGUGAAUGCCGAGCUGCUCGUCCAAGGGUGAGUGUGUGUAUGAGUGAAUAAGAUGGGUCGUACGAUGCUCUGAUGACAAACCUCACAUGAACCCUCUGAGGGGGUUCCCUAUGAUAGUAGUACACCGACUGACAUGCCUGUCAUUUUAGUCCGGGGGGCCUUUGAAUAGGGACAAGACUAGUAGAAUUGCCCUUUGCUUUGUGAGAUGCUCGUUUCUGUUGUCAAGCAGAGGCAUAUACAGUACUGUAUGUUAACAAAAUUACGUUUUCUGUGAUAAAAUCUCUGUACUAUAAAAGUGCACAAAGAUCA
Molecule: messenger RNA, 1666 nt
Organism: Coregonus clupeaformis (lake whitefish)
Lineage: Eukaryota; Metazoa; Chordata; Actinopteri; Salmoniformes; Salmonidae
Product: UMP-CMP kinase
Exons: 7
Coding region: 556-1212 (218 amino acids)
Biological process (GO): UDP biosynthetic process; 'de novo' pyrimidine nucleobase biosynthetic process; CDP biosynthetic process
Cellular component (GO): nucleus; cytoplasm
Molecular function (GO): UMP kinase activity; ATP binding
Source: RefSeq, a predicted model, not a curated record